This is a messenger RNA of Phodopus roborovskii (desert hamster), 1715 nucleotides long. RefSeq names its product paired box 8 (gene Pax8). Gene Ontology annotation, biological process: regulation of transcription by RNA polymerase II; anatomical structure development. Lineage: Eukaryota; Metazoa; Chordata; Mammalia; Rodentia; Cricetidae. The transcript is spliced from 12 exons. Gene Ontology annotation, molecular function: RNA polymerase II cis-regulatory region sequence-specific DNA binding; DNA-binding transcription factor activity, RNA polymerase II-specific. The record is from RefSeq and is a predicted model, not a curated record. Bases 235 to 1611 code for a protein of 458 amino acids.
CCAGACACAUCUCCCAGGGCCUCGGCGGGAUAAAACUGGUUGGCGAUGCCAGGUGGAUGGGAGCAAACUUCAGAAGGAAGAAGAGACGCCUGGGCCCUGGGCACCCUCAGGGGCAGACCCAGGCAGAGAGGGCCUGAGGCCAGCCGGCCAGGGUAGCAGCGUGGCAGCUGGCGCCGCCAGGACCUGCGUAAGAAAGCCGCGAGUGUUCUGCAGGCUGCGAGCGACUCCCCGGCGAUGCCUCACAACUCGAUCAGAUCCGGCCACGGAGGGCUGAAUCAGCUAGGAGGGGCCUUUGUGAAUGGCAGGCCUCUGCCAGAAGUUGUCCGUCAACGCAUCGUGGACCUGGCCCACCAGGGUGUAAGGCCCUGUGAUAUCUCUCGCCAGCUCCGAGUCAGCCAUGGCUGUGUCAGCAAGAUCCUUGGCAGUAGGUACUACGAGACUGGCAGCAUCCGGCCUGGAGUGAUAGGGGGCUCCAAGCCCAAGGUGGCUACCCCCAAGGUGGUGGAGAAGAUAGGGGACUACAAACGGCAAAACCCUACCAUGUUUGCUUGGGAGAUCCGGGACCGGCUCUUGGCAGAAGGCGUUUGUGACAAUGACACUGUACCCAGUGUCAGCUCCAUCAACAGAAUCAUCCGAACCAAAGUGCAGCAACCAUUCAACCUUCCCAUGGACAGCUGCGUGGCCACCAAAUCUCUGAGUCCAGGACACACACUGAUCCCCAGCUCAGCUGUAACACCCCCAGAGUCACCCCAGUCGGAUUCCUUGGGCUCUACCUACUCUAUCAACGGGCUUUUGGGGAUUGCUCAACCUGGCAGUGACAACAAGAGAAAGAUGGAUGAUAGUGAUCAAGACAGCUGUCGGCUGAGCAUCGACUCACAGAGUAGCAGCAGUGGUCCCCGAAAGCACCUUCGGACAGAUGCCUUCAGCCAGCACCACCUUGAGCCGCUUGACUGCCCGUUUGAGAGGCAGCACUACUCGGAGGCCUAUGCCUCCCCCAGCCACACCAAAGGCGAGCAGGGGCUGUACCCACUGCCCUUACUCAACAGUGCCCUGGAUGAUGGGAAGGCCACCCUGACACCUUCCAAUACACCCCUGGGACGCAACCUCUCGACUCACCAGACCUAUCCGGUGGUGGCAGAUCCUCAUUCACCCUUCGCCAUAAAGCAGGAAACCCCAGAGCUCUCCAGUUCUAGCUCCACCCCUUCCUCUUUAUCUAGCUCCGCCUUUUUGGAUCUGCAGCAAGUCGGCUCUGGGGGCCCAGCAGGUGCCUCGGCCCCACCCUUCAAUGCCUUUCCCCAUGCUGCCUCCGUGUACGGGCAGUUCACGGGCCAGGCCCUCCUCUCAGGGCGAGAGAUGGUGGGGCCCACGCUGCCUGGAUAUCCACCCCACAUCCCCUCCAGUGGACAGGGCAGCUAUGCCUCUUCUGCUAUCGCAGGCAUGGUGGCAGGAAGUGAAUAUUCUGGCAAUGCCUACAGCCACACCCCCUACUCCUCCUACAGCGAGGCCUGGCGCUUCCCCAACUCCAGCCUGCUGAGUUCCCCAUAUUAUUACAGCUCUACAACAAGGCCAAGUGCACCACCCACCUCUGCCACGGCCUUCGACCAUCUGUAGUUGUCAUGGGGACAGUGGGAACAACCAGGCAACAGGAGGACUUGGCCUGAGACAGGCUCCAGAGAGUCACACAAAGGAAUCUUUAUUUAUUACAUGAAAAAUAA